Messenger RNA from Hipposideros armiger (great roundleaf bat), 1932 nucleotides. RefSeq names its product DnaJ heat shock protein family (Hsp40) member B9 (gene DNAJB9). The transcript is spliced from 3 exons. The record is from RefSeq and is a predicted model, not a curated record. Gene Ontology annotation, molecular function: protein-folding chaperone binding; misfolded protein binding. Gene Ontology annotation, biological process: ERAD pathway. The coding region runs from base 175 to 843 and encodes 222 amino acids. Gene Ontology annotation, cellular component: endoplasmic reticulum. Lineage: Eukaryota; Metazoa; Chordata; Mammalia; Chiroptera; Hipposideridae.
UUCGUGUAGGUCUUCUCCAGAGGUGGAGGCGCCCGCGGCGGCCGCGCGCCAGUGGGGAGCCAACCGAGACGGGAGGCGGCGGCUGCGGCGGCGGGAGGAGGGUGAGGUCGGUGGAGCAUCGGCAGCGGGGAGAGCGCGGGCCCCUGGAAGCCCCGGAGGCCCAGGAUAUUAGAAAUGGCUACUCCCCAGUCAGUUUUUGUCUUUGCAAUCUGCAUUUUAAUGAUAACGGAAUUAAUUUUGGCCUCAAAGAGUUACUAUGAUAUCUUAGGUGUGCCAAAAUCGGCAUCAGAGCGCCAGAUCAAGAAGGCCUUUCACAAGUUGGCCAUGAAGUACCAUCCUGACAAAAAUAAGAGCCCUGAUGCCGAAGCAAAAUUCAGAGAGAUAGCAGAAGCAUAUGAAACACUCUCAGAUGCUAAUAGGCGAAAAGAGUAUGAUGCACUUGGACACAGUGCUUUUACUAACGGUAAAGGACAGAGAGGCAGUGGAAGUCCUUUCGAGCAGUCAUUUAACUUCAAUUUUGAUGACUUAUUCAAAGACUUUGGUUUUUUUGGUCAAAACCAAAACACUCGGUCCAAGAAGCAUUUUGACAAUCACUUCCAGGCACGCCAGGAUGGUUCUAGUAGACAAAGGCAUCAUUUCCAGGAGUUUUCUUUUGGAGGUGGACUGUUUGAUGACAUGUUUGAAGAUAUGGAGAAAAUGUUUUCUUUCAGUGGUUUUGACACCACCAGCCGGCACACAGUGCAGACUGAAAAUAGAUUCCACGGAUCUAGCAAGCACUGCAGGACUGUCACUCAACGAAGAGGAAACAUGGUUACUACAUACACUGACUGUUCAGGACAAUAGUACAUUCUUUUUCUGUUCUCACUAAACCCAACUAGUUGACUGUUCUUCAGUAUCGCUGAUGCAAAACAAUGUUCUGUGACCUAUUUCGACAAGUGCAUGAUUUCACCUAACUUGAUACAGCUAUUAAAUAUAUUUAAAUUGUAUUUGACAAAUUAAGCAACAUUCAGUUAGAGAAAUAGCUAAUUAUUAAUUUCCCCAAUUAGGAAAGAUUCUUUAAAAAAAAAAAAAUCUGCCUGGUCUUUUCGCUCUCCUGCCCUUGGGCUUAUUAACAUGGCCAGUUUUAUUACCAAGAAAAGAUUGACUUUGCCUGAUAUAUAUAUAUAUAUAUAUAUAUAUAUAUAUAUAUAUAUGUUAAACUUUAAAAGUUAUUGUAGAUUUAAAUUGUGUGAACGUGAAUGACUUUUGCAGUGAAUCCUUUGCUAAUUUAAAAUUGCAUGCUCUGUAGCACCUCUGACUUGGGUUGCUAAGUGUAGUGAAACUGUAUAAUGAGUCAUUUAGCAAAGGAUAGCAGUAUCUAGGUAAAUUUCCACGGAAAGCUUCAGAAUGGCAUGGGUUAAUGUUUACCACAGAGUCAUGCCUUUUUACAGUCAAAUUGGAGUAAAGGAAAUGAUUGUAUUGCUGCGUAGUCAUUUAGGCUGAGAAAGAGCUGAAAACUUAAGAGAUAUUGCCAAGAGAUUGUUAACUGUUUGGUCCCUGGCUAAUGAUUUUGUAAUGUUGGAAUCAUAGCUACUUUACAUAUCUUUUCACAUUUCUUUCUUAAUUGUUGGCUCUCUAGGGCUUGAUAUGGAUUUAUGUAUUUUUUGUGUGUGUGGUUCCUCUUCUUUGCACUCAUCUUUAUCUAGAGAUUGACUAAUACCUCAUUCUGUUUGUAAGAACAGCCAGUAAUUUCUGCGCAACCUUAUUAUGUGCAAUAUUUUUAAAUUCUAAGAAAUAUGUGCUUUUGUUUUCAAAUAGACUUAUUUCUUUAGUCCUGCACUUUUCCACAUUAUACUCCAUAUGAGUAUUAAUCCUAUGGAUACAUAUUACAAGUAGUAAAUGUGUCAUACAACAUUGUGUGUGAGUGACAGAAAUACAAUAUUUACAAGAUGA